Molecule: messenger RNA, 7291 nt
Organism: Asterias rubens (European starfish)
Lineage: Eukaryota; Metazoa; Echinodermata; Asteroidea; Forcipulatida; Asteriidae
Product: transcription elongation factor SPT6-like
Exons: 39
Coding region: 169-5823 (1884 amino acids)
Biological process (GO): transcription elongation by RNA polymerase II; mRNA transcription by RNA polymerase II; positive regulation of transcription elongation by RNA polymerase II
Cellular component (GO): transcription elongation factor complex
Molecular function (GO): DNA binding; nucleosome binding; histone binding
Source: RefSeq, a predicted model, not a curated record
UUGACGCCAUUUAUUUUAUCAAACGGCGUGAAGCCUUCCGUCACGUUGUUUCGAAGUCUUAUAAAUUCCCUUUUCUGCUUUUGUUCUGCUUAUCUCCAGCUGCUAGAACAGGAGGAGAUAACACAGAAACUUUUGCUCAGCUGAGAGAUCUUACGGGAUACUGCAGCCAUGGCAGACUUCUUCGACAGCGAGGCAGAGGUGUCUGAUGAAGAUGUCAAGCUAAGCAGUGAUGAAGAAGAAGAUGAGGAAGGAGGUGAGAAUGAGAAUCUGGACGAUCUGAUCAACGAUGAGGAGGAAGAAGAAGACCAAGGAGGAUCAGGGUCAGAUGAAGAGAUCGGAAUUGGCAAGAAGAAGAAGCGGAAACGGAGAGAAAUUGAUGACCGGCUUGAGGAUGACGACUAUGAACUGAUCGAAGAGAAUACUGGAGUUAAAGUUGAGAGGAAAAAGUUCCGGCGAGUGAAGCAAAUCUCGGAUGAGGAGGACAGCGAUGAUGGAGAGGGAAACUCAGCUUCACUGAACGAGGCUCAUCAACGAGAUGUCAUCGCUAGAGAGAUCUUCCAGGAAGACAUGGAGGAAGAAGAAGAGGAACCGCCGGAGGAGGGUGAGAUUCGAGAGAGAGAUCCAAUGGAAGAUCAGUACGCAGAGAUCGAAUCCGACGAAGAAGAAUCUGAUCCGGAUGACUUCAUAGUCGACGAUGAGGGCCAACCACUAGCAAAGAGGAAGAAGAAAGGUCAUAAAGGUCAUCGCUACACAGAUGCGGCUCUCCAAGAAGCUCAAGACAUCUUUGGUUUGGACUUUGACUUCGAGGAAUUCAACCAGUACGACGAGGACUAUGAGGAAGCUGGGGAGGAAGACUCGGAGUAUGAGGAUGAAGAGGAUGAGGUUGGUGAUGGAACGAGGAGAGUACGCAAAGCUGGCAAGAAGAGAUCAUCCAAGAAAAGCAUCUACGAUGUAUUUGAGCCCAGUGAUUUGGAGAGAGGUCACUUCACUGAUAUCGAUAGUGAGAUCAGAGCAACUGAUAUACCAGAAAGAUGUCAGCUUCGCCGGGUACCAGUCACCAAGGCAGGUGACCCUGAGCUUGACGAGGAGGCGGAGUGGAUCUACAGACAGGCUUUCUUAACACCUCCAACCUCUAAUCAGGAAAGCUCAGAGCAGGACAGCGGGUAUGGCUCAGGCUAUGAGAGGAAACCGCCACGCACCAAGAACAGAAUCCGAGAGGCCCUGCAUUUCAUGCGUAACCAACACUUUGAGGUGCCGUUCAUUGCCUUCUACCGUAAGGAAUACGUAGAGCCCGAGUUGAACUUCAAUGAUCUGUACAAGGUUUACCAUUGGGAUGAGAAGUGGUGUCAGCUCAAGAACCGGAAGGAGAACUUGAAGAAGCUGUUUGGGAAGAUGCAGGCUUAUCAGUUUGAUCAGAUCAGUACGGAUGACCUCCUGCCUGACUCAAUCAGACCCUUAACGGAGGCAGACUUACACAGACUCGAGGAGGUAGACUCCAUGGAUAAACUGAAGGACGUCUACAUGCACUUCCUCCUAUACUACGGACGGGACAUCCCCAAGAUGCACAAUGCCCUCAAGAGAACCAACAAGAAGAGUAAAAAGAGAACUGUCCAGACCAAGCUUAUCCGUCGCCCCGUCAAGAAGAUGGUCACCAGGACGAUACGCCGCCCCAAGGAGAAGAAACCCAAGGAGGAUGGAGAGGAAGAUGAGGAAAAAGAAGAAAAAGAGGACAAAGAGGAAGGGGAGGAGGAUGGCGAAGAGAAAGAGAAGAAGGAUGAGGAUUCUGAAUCUGAGGAGGAGGUUGAAAUCGAAGAGGAGGUGGACACUGAGGAGGAGGUUGAGGUCGAGGUUGAGGAACCUGAAGAGGAUGAGGAGACCGGUGAAGAGGGUACCAGUCACCAGAUCAAGCAGGCCACCAGGAAGUCUAUGUACGCGAUAUGCCAAGAGGCUGGACUCGAUGCCCUUGCCAAGAAGUUCGGUCUGACCCCUGAGCAGUUUGGUGAGAAUCUUCGGGAUAAUUACCAACGAUACGACCCUGAGCAACACCCAAUGGAGCCUGCUGAGACAGCUAGGGAAUUCAUAUCCAGUAAAUUUGCAACGGAGGAGUCGGUGAUGAAAGCAGCAGGUUACAUGGUGGCGCUGCAGCUAGCCAACGACCCGUUAGUGCGUCAGUGCGUCCGACAGACUUACUACGAGCGAGCGAAGAUCAGUGUGCGUCCUACAAAGAAAGGAAUCAAGGAAAUUGACGAGUCCCACCCGAGCUACAGCUGUAAAUACCUGAAGAACAAACCAGUCAAGGAGCUGGUGGGAGACCAGUACCUGAAACUCCUUCAAGCUGAGGAAGAGAAACUACUCAAGAUUGUCAUGGACAUUGACCUGGAGAAAAGCAGCAGUGACAGCUACCAGCCGACACCCUACUUUGAGGAAAUCAAGCAGCUGUACUACCGAGAUGAGUUCAGUCACAACGUCCAGGAAUGGAACAAGGAGAGGAGUGCGGCCAUUGAGACAGCACUCCAUAAGAUCCUGUACCGGGAGAUGGCUAAGGAGCUCAAGAGCAAACUAGUGCAGGAGGCUAAAGACGGCAUCAUCAAGCUAUGUUGUCGUAAGUUGUUUGACUGGCUGAAGGUGAUGCCAUUCCAAGUAGAUCAACAGAUGGAGGAAGAUGAAGAUGACUAUCUCGAUGUGAACAGUCGGAUGGGUCUACGGGUCAUGGGACUCUCCUUCUCUAGUGAGAUGGACUCGGCUGCCUUUGCCGCGGUGAUAGACGGCGAUGGUGAGAUGGUAGACUUCCUGAGGUUGCCGCACUUCUUGAGGAGGAAGAACAGCUUCUACCAGCGGGAUCGGGACCUGAAGCAGGCCGACAUGGACUCCCUGAAGGAAUUCAUCUCCAGCAAGAAGCCUCAUGUCAUCGCGGUUGGAACAGAGUCAAGGACCACCCUUGGUGUGAUCAAGGACAUCCAGCAGUGUGUGUCUGAUCUAGAGGCAGAGCAGCAAAUUGCUCCCAUUAGCGUGCAGAUGAUAGACUCCAACGUAGGGGAGGUGUACGCUGCAACCAACAUGGCUGAGACAGAGUUUAGGAAAUACCCGUCCUUGUUGCGGCAGGCCAUCUCAGCGGCUCGUAGGCUCCAGGACCCUCUGGUGGAGUUAGCUCGAUUGUGCAAUCCAGACGAGGAUCUCAUGUGCCUGAAAUUUCAUCCCAUGCAGGACGCUGUGAGCCGAGAGGAGCUCCAGGAGGCCCUGCAGCAGGAGUUCAUCUACAGGGUCAACGAGGUGGGUGUUGAUGUCAACCGGGCCAUUGCGCAUCCACACACGCAGAGCUUGGUACAGUUCAUAUGUGGAUUGGGUCCACGCAAGGGCAACGCCAUCGUCAGGACAUUGAAACAGCAGAACCAGCGUCUUGAGAAUCGUAAUCUGUUAGUCACUGUGUGUAAGCUGGGCCCCAAGGUCUUCAUUAACUGUGCUGGCUUCAUUAGAAUUGACACAACCUCGCUAGGAGACAGCUCUGAUUCCUACAUCGAGGUGCUAGACAGCACCCGUAUCCACCCAGAGACCUAUGAGUGGGCCCGCAAGAUGGCUGUGGAUGCCCUGGAGUAUGACGAGUCUGCUGACGAUGCCAACCCAGCCGAGGCCCUCGAGGAGAUCCUGGAGAAUCCAGACAAGUUGAAAGAUCUGGAUCUGGACGCUUUCGCUGAAGAGCUGGAGAGACAGGGGUACGGAAAUAAGAGCAUUACUCUGUACGACAUCCGAGCUGAGCUGAACAGUCGCUACAAGGAUCUGCGGUCACCGUACCACCCACCAUCAGCUGAGGAAACCUUCAGCAUGCUGACCAAAGAAACACCAGAGACAUUCUACAGAGGUAAGAUGGUGCUGUGUACAGUGACUGGCAUUGCCAGGAGGAGACCACAGAAGGAUCAGCUAGACCAGGCUAACCCGGUCAGGAACGAUGAGACUGGAUUGUGGCAGUGCCCGUUCUGUCAGCAAGAUGACUUUCCGGAACUCAGUGAGGUAUGGAGCCAUUUCGAUGGCGGCAAUUGUCUGGGUCAGGCUGUCGGGGUCAGAGUUCGUCUGGACAACGGGAUUCAGGGCUUCAUCCCGACUAAGAUGAUCAGCGACAAGAGGGUGUCCAGUCCAGAGGAAAGAGUCAAGGUUGGCAUGACGCUGCAUUGUCGCAUCACCAAGAUCGAGAUUGAGCACUUCCGCGUGGACCUGACGAGUCGAAGCUCAGACCUCCAGGACAAGAACGCGGAGUUCGCCCCGGCCAGGGACAAUUUUUUCGACCACAACCUUCACGAGAAGGACCAGAAAAAGGACGAAGACACAAAGAAGAAGUCUGCUCAGGCGUACGUGAAGCGAGUUAUUGUCCAUCCUUCAUUCCACAACAUCACAUUCAAGGAUGCAGAGAAACUUCUGAUCAACAUGGAUUUAGGUGAAGUGGUCAUCAGGCCCAGCAGUAAGGGAGGAGACCACCUGACAGUAACGUGGAAGGUGGAUGAAGGAAUCUACGCCCACAUUGAUGUCAGAGAAGAAGGCAAAGAGAAUGUCUUUAGUCUUGGGACGUCACUUUGGAUCGGCAGUGAGGAAUUUGAAGAUCUUGAUGAAAUCAUCGCUCGUCACAUCCAGCCCAUGGCUGCGUACGUUCGCGAUACCAUGCAGCACAAGUACUACCGAGACACUGAGGGCGGCAAACGGGAAAUAAUGGAGAAGCACCUCGGCGGAGAAAAGCGCAAACAGCCAUCGCGUAUCCCGUACUUCAUGAGUUUCACUAAAGAUUAUCCAGGGAAAUUAUUGUUGUCUUAUCAGCCACGCAGUAAAGCAAGACAUGAGUUUGUCACGAUCACACCCGAGGGUUAUCGCUACCGAGGGCAGAUUCACCAGACACUGAAUGCACUCCAUCGAUGGUUCAAGGAACACUUCAGGGACCCUAUACCUGGAGUCACUCCAGCAAGUGUUCAUCGCACUCCAAUGGUGGCUGCACCGGAGAGAACACCAGCAGUCUACAGUUACAUGGGCACCCCGAUGAUCCAGAAAUCUGGUGCAGGGUUCAACCAACUGUACGCCACACCCAGCAUGAGCAUAGCUACUCCACGUCAAACCCCUGGUGCCACGCCCCAGAUCAACGCAGCCGCCCGCUAUGGCACGUACUCUGGGGCCUACUCCAACAUUCCGUCGUAUGCCACGCCCCAGACCAAUAACCCCCUGUCUACGCCCAGGAUGACGCCCUCAUAUCAGCCCAUGCAGACUCCAUCACAGAACGCAAUACGCACCCCUCAGAUCAACCCGAUGCGAACACCGCAGAUCAAUCCAAUGAGGACACCCCAGCAGAAUCCUGGUCGCACCCCGCAGACUGCCCCAGGGGGCCAGACCCCCCAGCAGGUGGCCAUGAGGACCCCCCAGUACCAACCUACCCCCAAGCAGAGCAGCUGGGGCAACAGUACAGCCACCGCCCAGCAGGUCGUCUCUGCUAUACAGCAACAACUUCAAAGGACCAGCUCUUCAAGAUCUGGCUCAGCGGCCGUGGACUGGGCGAGCCAAGCUGCUCAGUGGGCUUCCCGUCGACAGGACCACGGCAAGAGUAGCAAGGAACCCUCGGCCAGCCCAGCCAACACAAGCCGUCGCUCUUACCAACCAAGUCCAAGGAGCUACCCACAACCCAGUCCCAAGAGUUACCCGCAACCGAGUCCCAAGAGUUACUCCAGCAGCCGUAGCCCGAAGCAGCGUUACCCAGAGCCCAGUCCCUACCCCGAGCCCAGUCCCAUGUCGAUCUCUACCACUCCAGCGCCAAGUAUGGGCGGGGAUGCUACUCCACUCUUCGACGAGACGUAGAAUCGCAUAAUCAUUGUCUAAGUAUGUCAUUAUAAAUAAAUCUACAUGAGCAAACUCCACCGUUCAACAAAAACUUGUUGACUCUGAAUUUUCUAAAUAGGAUAAACAUUAAUCCAACCAAGUGAAAACCAACUUGAAACAGCUGUGAUGUUCAACGAUACGGGGAAGAAAAAAAAAAACCUUCUUGGAUGGAUUUACAAACUGCACAAUGAUGUUUGUUAUCUUAAUGAUAAUUAUUGGAAAUUUAUCUGAGAAAACACUUGUACUUAAUCCUGGAAUUUCUUCAGACACCAACCAGUAAUAUAUAUUGAAGCAUUGUGUACAGUAUUUGAAUAGUGGAUGUUCAUGUUCAACUAGGAGCAAGUUUACGAUGCCAACCUUUCGCAGUCACGCAUGCGGGAAGUUUUUUACUCGAUCGCAUCUAGUCGAUCGACGAGUCGACACACUCAGUGCAUUUUGUAGAGCAGAUGAUAGGAUGAUACAUUACAGGGCUUUUGGUGAUUUGUUGUGCUACAUUUUCAGUUGAUGUACAAGUAAUGACAUAGCCAUAUUGUCACCACCUCUCCUAUCUUUCUUGAGAAGAGGCAGGAAUUUUAUGUAUAGUUGACCAUGAAAUUGCUUUAAAAGUUAUGGUAGCGUUGGGAAAAUCUGUUAUUUGCACAAAAGUUUUACUGGACACAAGAUGGCACGGACACUUGCAUACGUGUACAUUUUUGUGGUUAUUGAUAAGACAACAAAAAUUGUGGUUUUUUUUCUCCCUAAAAGUAGGUUUGUUACACUUUUUGAGCACAAUUAAAAUUUGUAUUUAUUUUUAUUCUUACAAAGAAAGCAUUCAUUUCAUUUGAAAUGUGCCAUAAUGUGUUAAUAUCACACUUGAGUAUUUUGUAACCAUUAUUUUUUUAAUUUACUUCCAUUUUUUUUUUAAGUGAAUAUUGGCGGACAUGAUCGACAUCCUACAUUGCUAAAUUUCUGUGUGCUUUAUAAUCGUACAAUUUGCACGAUGGAUUUAAAAUGAGGAUUGCUUGCGAGAUUUACAGGAAACUUGACCUAAAAUUAUCUGAGAAUUUUGUUUUAAAAGACUAAGUAGUUAGAGUGCUGAUUAUUGUGUAAAAAGUAAGUUAAGAUAUUCAGCAUGAAAACAAAAAACCGAAGGAAAAGGUUGAAGGUUUAAUAGAAAAUAAAAUGGUUUAUUAAUUUCCGUUUGUAAAUUCUGACCAAGGUCUGCAGUAGACUUGUUAGCGAACUUUACAGUAAAUUUUCAUCAUGACAUGUAUGAUUAAAUUUGAGUACAAAUCAAUUAAAAAUAAUGUUGUAUAUUUAAAAAACUUAGUUAACCCUUGUUCGAAUGUAAAACUUACCGUUGCUUUCUGUAAGCUACACACUAUCAACCUAAAAUUGUACAUUUUUUAGGUAUUUCAUGUAUUUCGUGAACUAAAUUGAGGCUACCUUGCCUCAUGCAGUAAAAUAA